Messenger RNA from Calidris pugnax (ruff), 1704 nucleotides. RefSeq names its product heparan sulfate-glucosamine 3-sulfotransferase 4 (gene HS3ST4). Lineage: Eukaryota; Metazoa; Chordata; Aves; Charadriiformes; Scolopacidae. The transcript is spliced from 3 exons. The record is from RefSeq and is a predicted model, not a curated record. Gene Ontology annotation, molecular function: [heparan sulfate]-glucosamine 3-sulfotransferase activity. Bases 1 to 1167 code for a protein of 388 amino acids.
AUGCAGCUGGUGAAGGGCGUUUUAGAAAGCACAGUAUUCCCCGCCGCCCUUCCCGGCACGGCGGUCCCUGGGGCGCCGCGUUCCCCUGCCGCGCUCCCCGGCACGGUGGCCCCGCGCUCCCCCGCCAGCCCGCCAAGCAGCACCGGCGCCCCGGCCCCCUCCGCGGCUCCGACACGGGCCUCCAACGGCAGCCGUGAAGGGGCGGCGGGCGCCUGGCUGCGGACUCCGCUGGCCCCCGGGGAGGUGAUCACGGCGCAGAGCGGAGCCUUCGAGAGGGACCCGCAGGAGUCGAGCACCACGGACGAGGAGCUGAGCCGGGCCGGCAGCCCGGGGAACCGCGGAGGCAGCAGCAGCAGCACCACGCCGGACUACGGGGAGAAGCGGUUGCCGCAAGCCCUCAUCAUCGGGGUGAAGAAAGGGGGUACGCGGGCGCUGCUGGAAGCUAUCCGGGCUCACCCCGACGUGCGCGCCGUGGGCACCGAGCCCCACUUCUUCGACAGGAACUACGAGAAGGGGCUGGAGUGGUACAGGAACGUGAUGCCCAAGACGCUGGAUGGCCAAAUCACCAUGGAGAAGACCCCCAGCUACUUCGUGACCAAUGAGGCCCCAAGGCGCAUUCAUUCCAUGGCUAAGGACACAAAGCUGAUCGUUGUGGUGAGGAACCCGGUCACCCGGGCCAUCUCAGACUACACACAGACACUCUCCAAGAAGCCGGAGAUCCCCACCUUUGAGGUGCUGGCCUUCAAGAACCGGACCCUGGGGCUGAUCGAUGCCUCCUGGAGCGCGAUCCGCAUCGGGAUCUAUGCACUGCACUUGGAGAACUGGCUCCAGUACUUCCCCCUCUCCCAAAUCCUUUUUGUCAGUGGCGAGAGGCUCAUCACUGACCCCGCCGGGGAAAUGGCCAAGGUCCAGGACUUCUUAGGCCUCAAGAGGAUUGUGACAGAGAAACAUUUUUACUUUAAUAAAACCAAGGGGUUCCCCUGUCUAAAGAAGCCAGAGGACAGCAGUGCUCCCCGGUGCUUGGGCAAGUCCAAGGGUCGAACUCACCCCAAAAUAGACCCAGACGUCAUCCACAGACUGCGGAAGUUUUACAAACCGUUCAAUGUCAUGUUUUACCAAAUGACGGGCCAAGAUUUCCAGUGGGAGCAGGAAGAAAGUGAUAAGUAGAACCACGAAAUCAGGAAAUAAGCUCUUUUCUUUUGAGAUGCAAAUCAUCGUUAGAGACCCAAAACUCACUCGGGGCUAGAGGCUCAGCCAUGCGAGCGCAAGACUCUUGCGCUGUCAGGGUUGCAGCCAACGGUGCCCCGUGUUUCCAGCUCUGAAACCUUAGUGACAUGUCACCUUGGGUUGCACUCGGGCUCUCCUCCCAUGACGCUGAGGGAUCAGGGGGCAGGUGGGAGGAGGAGAAGGUGGAGGGACUGGGACUUCUUGGGGUGAUGGGAUGCUUCGUGUUGUUUGCUGCUGGUGUCCCCCUCAUGGCCAGGCAGGCAGGACCAGUGCCUCCUGCCACGGCUAGCUGAGCAGGAGGGUGGCUCACAAAACCCAGCAGCACUGGGACAAACCAAUAGGUUUGAUUUCUCCUGCCCUGGCUUUUAGUUUUGCUCAAACAGCAGCAUCAGACCUGAUAAAUUCAGGACGCGUGCAUUCACAUGCACACUGGUAUUUGUGUGUGGAAGGAAUAAAGCCAGUUAUGCUGCAAAGGAA